AUGGCCCGCCAACGCGUCCACGAUGACCCAUGCGACUCACAACUCACCGACGACCUGUACGACAUAGACGCAUCUUUCUCCGCAGGAAGGGAUGCGGAUGCUGACGACCUCUUUGACAUAGACGAGGAUGUAUCCAGCCCAGAGAGCGGCGCGACGGAAUCAGAGGACUUUAGUGACGACAAUUCUUACGUUACAGAUCAAGUCCACCUCUUCGCAGGGAAUGUUCAUCCGCCGGAUUACUACCAGAAGGCGCUACGAGAGUUCAACGAGAGUGCUUUUAACAGCCGAGAUUACAGUCCUGGAAGCAUAGUGCUACUUGACGCAAUCAAGAAGCAGUGGCGGACGUUCUGCACCGACGUAGUGGGACGGGAUCCCCAGACUUGCUUCGAGUCUAUUAAUAUCCGUCUCCUCUACAACUUUUUCGAUUGGUCCUUGAACCAAAGGGUUGGCAAGAAUGGACGGAAAAAAAAGGGAACGAAGAAGAGCAGUUCACUGGGAACAACUUGGAAGGUCUUUCGUCUUGUAUAUGAGACGGCCAUAGGUGCGAAGCUUGAUCCGAAAUUGAAUCACAACAUGCAUCAGGUCUUGGGAUCACUAGCAAAGAAACACAAACUAAGCGACCAAAAGAGGGAAAACCGCUGUAUGACCAUUGACGACCUUAAAGCGCAGAUUAAGACGACAUUAAGCACGACGGAGAAGUCGUUUGACCUCGGGGAGCUCCGGAUUCUUACCGUUUUAUUUCUUCUCUUCCUGGCACCUGCCGGCUCGCGCCCGCAAUCCAUCUUGCGGCUCCGAUUUGGAGACAUCCGGGUUGUAUUAGCGAGAGACCCCGACGGCGGGCCACACAAGCUUUUGAUCAAGUUUACUCUCGAGUUUACUAAGACGUACCUUGGGACGAAAGAUGCUAAGACCUUCACGAUCCCCGAAACCAUGUUUGACCCAUCUUUGCUUCUCAGCCCUCAUGUCUUCCUCCUUGGCAUCUUGUUCCAACAUCAAGCUUUCCGGGCUCCUAGCCUUGUCUCUCCUCGCCUUCUAGACGAUCUUGAUAUCCAUCCCGACGAAAAGGAGUUGCCUUUGCCACUCAGAGACGACCUCAAAGACGUAUGUAUAUUCCGCCGAGCCAUUACAACCUCCACCGGGCUGCAGAUAUCACAGGCGGAACCCAUCACCUAUGGCAUGAUGUCGGGGUGGAUUAAGAGGAUUAGAGAGAUUUUAGGCCUUCAAUACCCAACCAUCGCAUAUUCAUUGCGCUAUAAUACAGGCAAUGAAUUGGACCAGAGCUCCGACGUUAGUGAAUCACUCCGUAACCUGACGCUAGAUCACGCCAACUCGAUCCCUUUCCAAAAGCAUUACCUCGGUCGCGCUGUUUGUGCAGACCUGUGGGGAAUCCUUCGCGGCCAGAAGCCGCAACAAGCACUAUUGAAACAAUCUUGCAGUAUCGGUCAUUCGAUGAGCAAGCGGCGUCCAGCAGAUCUUACUCCUGAGCAAGCGGCGUCCGUUAAUACAGAUCCCGACGUGAGGCGGCUUACAAAACAACUUAAGAACCUACAACUAGGGACGAAACAGCAGAUCGAGGCGCAGCGGGAACUUCGAAAUCUAAAGCAGAGGCUGAAGAGGUUGCUCUUCCAAAAGAUCCGAGAAGACUGGACAGAUGAGCAGGCCAUAGAUGACAUCAAAAACCAAUUGCAGGGCGUCGCAUUUACCAAGCCCGUACUGGUGGACAUAGCCCAUUGUCCGCAACUUCCAGCGCAGAAACGACUAGUCGAGGCUCUGAAUGCGCCUGUCGACCCUACUCUCGAAGGCCAAUAUCGACGAAGGGACGAUGCCAUCAAUGCAAUCAUUACCUAUUGUAGCGUUAAGGAAGGACCAACUUCACGUCGCAAAUUCACCUCGCCGACCAAGGAAGCACAAUCCAAACCUACGUAUGGGCCCCCGGAGGAUAACCCCGUGUCUAUUGCUAGGCUGUCUAUGUUUGUCCGCAAUGACAGAGAAAGACCUAGGAGAUGCUUCCUAUGCAUUGGAGCUGCGCUUCCUCUGGAGCCUGAUGACCGUCGUGUAGAAGAUCUCACGCAUGAAUUCUGCAACCCCGGAGCUCUGACGAAGCACUUUCAGCGGAAACAUUUAUCCCUUUUGAAGCCAGAUUCGACACUAAAAUGUGAAGUCUGCGAUAUCACACUGUCUUCUAAGAUGCAUCUUCAGAAUCAUGCCUUGCGGGUUCACGGCACUGUGUCAUAG
This is a messenger RNA of Anthostomella pinea, 2235 nucleotides long. The record is from the annotation of a GenBank genome assembly. NCBI's taxonomy places the organism in Eukaryota, Fungi, Ascomycota, Sordariomycetes, Xylariales, Xylariaceae.